AUGCCCUUCUCCCUCCUGCCACUCCUCCUGCCACUCCUGCUGCUGCUGCAUGGACUUGAUGAGGUGCCUCGAUAUUCGAUGAGGAAUGUCCACAUCAGUCAGGAUCCUUUUCUUGUGCUACACAUUGACCUACACCUGCGGACGAGGACGAGGAAGUACAGCAUGGCCGUUAAACUCUAUACAGAGGCCUUGAAGCAGAAACCCUCGUUGAUCGCAGUCCUUGCAAAUAGAGGAGCAGCAAACUUGGCCCUGGGUCGCUUCCAAGAAGCUGCGACGGAUUGUCUCACCUUCAUAGAUGACCCGAAUAAUCACGUGUGCAUGCCUGAGAGGAUUUGUGCGGCAAAAGCGCUACUUGGACUUGGGCGCUCAGAGCAAGCAAGGAUACAGUUUGCCAUCGUUUCAGAGGAGGCAAAGAGCUCUGGGCUGGUAUGGGAAAAGGAAAACAUACAAGAUGCUUUGAAAAUGGCAAGGGAAGGAAUAAAACAUGUACAGGACUAUGACAUAGAAGUCAAGAGAGCGUUUGGAUUCCUACAUGGCCAAAGAGACAAGUUUUAUCUCCCUAUCGUCGGACGGUGGCGCUCGUGGCGAAAAGACAAUUUCGAAGAUCAAGUUCCUCUGAGGGAGCACAGUGACAAUUUCCGGCAUUCGGAAGGAGAAAGGAAGCAUAGAAAGGUCUUAUCCAUCGUCUCCGAGGCAUUCAAGUGCACGCAGAAGCUCCAGGCCCUUUCAAUCGCACCCCAGGCGGUCGAGCCGAUUGUGCUGCAGGCCUGGGCGCUGAUGAUAGCGGGAAACAUCACCAAGAUUUUGGAGUUCUGUGGAGAGAAAAUGUUUCCUGUCCAGGAUCAGACGGGCUCAGCCUCUACCCUUCCCGUGGCUUCCGAGCUCUGGGUUGUUUACUCCCGCGCGUUGCAUCUGGCAGGGCGACUGGAGGAAGCAAAACGGAUUUUGAACUCUGGCAUUCAAUCUGGUGCAGCAUGUCAGGAAUUGUGCGCAGAUGGAAAGAUCGGACCGAUGAGCAGUCCGUUGACAGAUCGAGAUCGAGAUCGAUUGGUCUGUGGUUGCCCGUACAUGAAUAUCGUUUUGACGCAUGUCAGGUGUAUCGCUGAAGGAAAAUACGCCCGAGCGGUGGAGGAACUCAACAGAGGCUUGUCGAUAGAUCCAUACAACAGCCUUCAUUGCGCACAGCUGCUUGCUCGGAGGGGAGAAGCAUACUUCGCGCAAGGGGCGUUGCACUCAGCGAUGAAAGACGCAAACAAAGUCAUGAGAUUUCUCAGCGGGAGGGAAACAGGCAGCUAUAUCUUAUCGGACAUCAACAAGAUGCCAGCAUGGGCCGGGUCGUAUCAAAUCCUUGCUGAAGCCGCUCUUCGAAUGAAAAAUCUUGAACAGGCCAUGCAAAAUAUAACUCUCGCGCUCAAGAUUUGCUCUCAUGAACAACGGGCGGUUCUGGAACCAAAGUACAACGAGAUUAAGUUGCAGAUAGAAAGGGAAGAGGCUGCUCGAAUGAAAGAAUUCGCUGGAUUCCGAUCCGAGAAAACCUCGGACGAGGCCAAGGAUACCAAGCAAGAAUCUCAAGGAACACCUGGUCAGCAAGGAUCGAAGAAACCAGGAGCAACGCAUUCUUCAUACACCGACAAGAAGGAAAGAGACAAAUGGUCAAGUUAUCGCGGGGCGAAUGCUGCAGAUUGGACGAAAGCGAGAAUGGAGCAGGAGUACAACGAAGCAUAUCGGCACUUCGUCAAGGAUCAGAAGACCCAUGGCUGGGGCAUCCCUCCGAAGGGCUUCGUGCCUCCCCAACCCAAGGCCAAGGAGGAGGAGAAGCCGAGAAGUCAUUUCGGGACGUGGGACUGGUCGGACUGGAAGGGCUGGGCCCAUACAGACCGCCCGCGGGCUGGCCCAUCGUCUCCUCCCAGGCAGGAGUCAGGAGAUUCAGGCGCGAAGAGAGCGCGGACUUUCUCAGCUGCCAAACCUCAGAGCAAGGGCUUCUAUGCUGUGCUGGGAGUGGACGUGCAGGCCUCCAGCAGCGACAUCAAGAAGACGUACAUGCGCCUGGCGCUUCAGUUUCAUCCAGACAAGUACAAGGGAAAAGAUCCCAAAGCCGCGGAGGAGAGAUUCAAGAGCAUCACACGAGCUUACGAAGUUCUUUCGGACGCUCGCUCGAGGAAGCAGCACGAUGAGGACAUCGGUGUGGGCGACAUCCUAGACAUGAGCGCGUCUUUCUCUUUCCGUCGUUAG
Guillardia theta CCMP2712 is the source of this 2232-nucleotide messenger RNA. RefSeq lists its product as hypothetical. Gene Ontology annotation, molecular function: protein binding. The transcript is spliced from 22 exons. The coding region runs from base 1 to 2232 and encodes 743 amino acids. The record is from RefSeq and is a predicted model, not a curated record. NCBI's taxonomy places the organism in Eukaryota, Cryptophyceae, Pyrenomonadales, Geminigeraceae.